GUAAAAUCGAAGAAAAAAUCCAAGAUUUUCUGCGUAGAGCUGAGUGCAGUCGAUAAUCAUGAAGUUAGAUGUGAAUGCAUUGAGGUAUCUGACCAAGGAUGAUUUUAGGGUUCUUACCGCCGUCGAGAUGGGGAUGCGCAAUCAUGAAAUUGUACCGGCGGAGUUGAUCGGCCGAAUCGCGUCGCUCAAACAUGGCGGAACCUAUAAAGUAUUGAAGAAUUUGCUCAAGCACAAGUUGGUGCAUCACGACUCUUCAAAGUAUGAUGGUUUCCGGCUAACAUACUUGGGCUACGACUUUCUCGCCAUCAAGACAUUGGUGAACCGUGGAGUUUUUGCUUCGGUUGGUCGUCAAAUUGGCGUGGGGAAGGAGUCUGAUAUAUUUGAGGUUGCUACCGAAGAUGGCACAGUUCUUGCUAUGAAGUUACACAGGCUUGGUAGGGUUUCAUUUAGAGCAGUCAAGUCUAAACGAGACUAUUUGAGGCAUCGUAGAAGCUUUAACUGGCUCUACUUGUCUCGACUUGCUGCACUCAAGGAAUUUGCCUUUAUGAAGGCUUUGGAAGAACAUGGUUUUCCUGUUCCAAAUGCAGUGGAUUGCAAUCGGCAUUGUGUUAUCAUGUCACUUGUCCAAGGCUACCCGCUUGUGCAAGUUAAGGAGUUGCCAAACCCUGACACGAUCUUUGAAACAAUUCUUGGUCUUGUUGUUCGCCUGGCUGAGCAUGGGCUCAUUCACUGUGAUUUCAAUGAAUUUAAUAUCAUGAUUGAUGAUGAUGAGAAGGUGACUAUGAUUGAUUUUCCACAAAUGAUUUCGGUUUCUCAUCGAAAUGCACAGAUGUAUUUUGACCGCGAUAUUGAGUGCAUCUUCAAGUUUUUCCGGAAAAGGUUUCACCUCUCUUUUGAUGAAAAAGAAGUUGAAAGUGAUGGUUCAGAUUCAGAACAAAAUGGAAAUUGUCGGCCUCGGUUUUCGGACAUAAAUAAAGUUUCUGGUUGUCUGGACAAGGAACUUGAAGCAAGUGGUUUCACUAGGAAAGAUCAAGAUGAUAUGGAUAAGUUUGUUGAGGGGGAUGUAGAGGAAGAUCUGGGAUCUGAUUCCGGAGAAGGUGACGAUGAAGAUGAUACUGCUUGCCCGAUAAAUGAUGCAACCCUAGAUGGUCUCGAAUCCUUGAGUUUGAUUAGAGAGGAAGGAGAUUACUUACAAGAAGGUGAUUCGGAAGCCAAUCAAAAUAUCGUGCAACAACCUUCCAUCGAAGCUAGCCAAAGUGGGGAGAUAGCCUUAGAAGAUGGACAGGUUGAGCACGGUGAUGAUUCAGCAGAUGAUAAUUCUGGUACAGAAGAGGAGCAAGAUGACGACCCUGAACUUGAAAAGCGUCUGACCAAGCAAAGACAACGUGCCAUCCAGGCUGCCCGUGGAAGGAGGAAAGGUAUAACCUCUAGAAACAGUUACAAGGACAAAGGUGGGAAGUCCUCUCAUAAUUCAAAGAUCCAAAAACAAUUAGGCAGCUGGUGAGGAAUGGCCAUCAUAUUGUAUCCUGUUGUGAAAUGAUUCGGAGGCAUCACUACAUACGAGCAGCUCGGAUUCGUGACCAUAGUUACGCUUAUAUUUUUCCCUCCAGCAACUACUUGUAAUGUAUCUGUCAACUAUCAUAAAUUUUGAUCGCUGUUUUUGUUUAAUGUAGUACUAUUAUCAAUGCU
Molecule: messenger RNA, 1689 nt
Organism: Salvia hispanica
Lineage: Eukaryota; Viridiplantae; Streptophyta; Magnoliopsida; Lamiales; Lamiaceae
Product: protein serine/threonine kinase
Biological process (GO): protein phosphorylation; maturation of SSU-rRNA
Cellular component (GO): preribosome, small subunit precursor; cytosol; nucleus
Molecular function (GO): ATP binding; protein serine/threonine kinase activity
Source: RefSeq, a predicted model, not a curated record